AUGAUGCGAACGGGCUACAAGAUCCCCACGGAGGCAGAUAUCCAGAGCGAGCGGGCUUUGUACAACAUCCUGGAGCCCAGGUACCACCACUUGGUGCCCGAGUGGAUGAAGACUGCCACGGAUGCGGAGAAGCAAGGCGUCAUCAAGCUGGCAAGGAUUUCCGAGCCCAAGUUGCUGAAGACCAUUGGCCGGCCAAGGAUGGACAGCUUUGAGCCCACCCUGAAGGAGCAUGCCUGGUAUCACAAGAGAGGCAACCCAGCGCUGCGGCCGCGUGUAGACACCAUCGAGAAGUUCCCCAUGGAUCCUGCAGAGUACCAGGUGCCGUCCUGGCUGAACGAGGACCUCUACGAGGCGGAGCAGAUCCCGAAGCCUGGGGGCUGCAUCCUGAAGCUGAAGGACAGCAUCAACAUCAUGCGCCAGAAGAAUUGGACGAGGAACCAGGGCACCUAUCAGAUGUUCAGCGGUUCCUUCGAUGGCACAACCACCACGGGAUCCUGUUACACGUUGGAUGCCAUCGACCUUGCCUCGCCGAGCAAGGUGGUGACUUUGAGCUGGGCGACGGCCGCGGCGGCGAGUCUAUCUACGGAGGCAAGUUCAAUGAUGAGGCAGGUGGUCUGGCGCUGCGCCAUGCGAAGUAAGCAGUACUCAGGGAGUUUCCUCGCUGAGGACACCAACGGCUCCCAGUUCUUCAUCCUCUUCAAGCCGGCUCACCACCUCAACGGCGCGAUUGCCCAGCCUCCGGAGACUUUGCGGGGUUUGCGAUGGGAUGCCAUUGAGGGAGUCAAGACCACAUCAGAUGACAAGCCCAUCGCGCCCAUCACCAUCGCCAGAUGUGGCCAGGUGGAAAGACGAGUGGUCGGCGUUCGGCCGGUGAAGCGGAAGAAGGAGAAGGAAGCGGAGUCCAGCGCUUCGGAGUCCUCCAGCGACAAGAAGAAGAAAAAGAAGAAGGACAAGAAAAAGAAGAAGAAAGACUAG
Effrenium voratum is the source of this 975-nucleotide messenger RNA. NCBI's taxonomy places the organism in Eukaryota, Dinophyceae, Suessiales, Symbiodiniaceae. The record is from the annotation of a GenBank genome assembly.